Phytophthora sojae is the source of this 903-nucleotide messenger RNA. RefSeq lists its product as hypothetical. The coding region runs from base 1 to 903 and encodes 300 amino acids. The transcript is spliced from 2 exons. The record is from RefSeq and is a predicted model, not a curated record. NCBI's taxonomy places the organism in Eukaryota, Oomycota, Peronosporomycetes, Peronosporales, Peronosporaceae.
AUGCGCUCCGCCGGCCUGCUGCUGCUGCCUGCGCUGCUCAGCAGCGCGCUGCCCUUGGCCAAGGGCGAGUCGGCCACCUACUGCGUCAAGUGGCGCGCCACCUCCAGCUGCGACCCGCACGGCCAGCGCGAGCCGCAGAACGACGCCGCGUGUUCCAAGCGCAUCGCCUCGGGGCUCUCGGGCUUCUGCGAGUGCGAGGGCCGCCGCCGCGUGCGCGAAGUGGACUGCGAGCACCACGAGUUCACGUGCGAAGAGGCCUGCGCGCAGGACUCGUCCGCCGACCUCAGCUACCCGCAGGGCUUCGAGCACGUGACGUGCGGCAGCUCCAUCAAGCUGGUGCACGAGCCCAGUCGCUAUCGGCUGCACUCCCAUGAGAUCCAGUACGGCAGCGGCAGCCAGCAGCAGUCGGUCACGACGCACAUGGCGCGCAACGACGUCAACAGCUACUGGCUCGUGAAGGAGGGAGACGGCGAGGCCGCGUGCGAAGUGGGCAAGCCCAUUGAAUGCGGUGCCACGGUCCGGCUGGAGCACAUGCAGACGCGACGCAACUUGCACUCGCACAUGUUCAAGGCGCCGCUGUCGUCGCAGAACUUGGAAGUCAGCGCCUUUGGAGUCGCUGGGGAGGGCGACAGACUCGACACGUGGGUCGUCGAGUGCCAGGAGAACCAGCAGUGCUCGGCCGAGGGACAGUGCGAAGACGACGGCCUCUGGAAACGAGGAGAGCUCGUGCGCUUCCGCCACCGAUCCACCAACCACCUGCUGUCCACAAGCUCCACGUCGAGGUUCGACGACAGCAACUGCCCGCACUGCCCCAUCAACGGCCAGCAGGAGGUGAGCGCGAGCUCCUUCCGCAACGAAGACACACUCUGGUUCGCUGGAGAGGGGAUCUACGUGACGGAGUAA